CCCUCUCAGCCCAUUGAAUUUGAAUAGUGGGUAUUUGGGCCUGUGUGUGGCUCCUGAAUGGAGCUUGGAUCUACUAGAUGCUUCGCUACUGUUUUGUGCGUGCGGGCGCACAGGCACUGGGCAGCUUUGUGAGGGUGAAUGAAGUUCAGAAGCUUAGGUAACCUUCUGGCACUUUGGAGUGGAUUCCAGUCAGGACAAAUGUGAGGCCUGGAGCAGGUAUACGUGUAUAUGUGCUUGAGUGUGAAUCUAGAUGGAGGGAGAGGGUGAGAGGAGGGAGAGGUAGAGAGACAGGGCAAAGCUGCUGGUUCCUGUGAAGAGAAGGGAGCUUUUUAAUCAUCUUCUCAUCCUCUCUCCUUCAGAUAGAAAGUCACAUCUCCUCUUUUCAGGAUAAAUACUUUUGAGAUGUCUUUCAUAUUGGCAGCUCUUGACAAACUGACUUAUUUUUUGUCUCUGAUAGCCUUUUGUAUCAGUUUGUAUUAUAGCUGGCUGAAAUGAGUUAAUUCAUCUGAUCUGAUCUGGGUUUGGAAUUCUUUUUGACAUUUUAGGCGAUUGCACGUGGAUUGUGACAGCUUUUUAGUUUGGGAUGCAUCAUUGAUAUGCCUCAGCUCCUGAACUGACCACUCAUUGUUACUGGUAAAAAACAAACUCCUAUGAGAAUAAGAGGAUGCCACAACACUGUGUGCUGAGGAUAUGCCACAUUCUGCUACUGGCACCCUGCAUUUUUUCCAGCGAAGACUUUGACUGGACCAAGAACGAAAAGGGGUCAUUUCAGUAUGGAACAUUUCCUUCAGGAUUCUCUUGGGGUGCUGGCAGUUCAGCAUACCAAACAGAGGGAGCAUGGGAUAAAGAUGGAAAAGGAAAGAGCAUCUGGGAUGUGUUCUCCCACAAGAGAGGGAAAACAGACCGGAAUGACACCGGUGACUCAUCCUGUGAUGGCUAUUAUAAAAUCAAGGAUGAUAUCUCACUGAUGAAAGACAUGAAGCUGAACCACUAUCUCUUUUCCAUCUCCUGGCCAAGGAUUCUGCCCAGUGGCAUUAAAACUAAAUACAUCAAUGAGAAAGGGAUAGAGCACUAUGAUAACAUGAUUAAUAUGCUUCUGGAGAACAGAAUCACACCGAUUGUGACGCUCUACCACUGGGACUUACCUCAGGUUCUGGAGGAGAAAUAUGGAGGUUGGCAAAAUGAAAGUAUGAUCAACUUCUUCAACGAUUUUGCCAACCUGUGCUUUGAGAGAUUUGGCAAUCGAGUCAAAUACUGGAUCACCUUCAACAAUCCUUGGUCUGUUGCAGUAGAGGGUUAUGAGACUGGAGAACAUGCUCCUGGUCUGAAGAUGAGGGGUACUGGUGCCUAUAAUGCUGCCCACAACAUCAUUAAGGCUCAUGCUAAGGUCUGGCACACAUACGACGCCCAAUGGCGAAACAAGCAGAAAGGUAUGGUGGGCAUCUCCCUGUCAGCAGACUGGGGAGAACCAGUGGAUGUCACCAAUCAGCAAGAUAUAGAAGCCGCUGAAAGAUAUGUUCAGUUCUACUUGGGAUGGUUUGCCACGCCACUCUUUAAUGGAGACUAUCCUCAAAUAAUGAAAGACUACAUAGGUAGGAAGAGUGCCCAGCAGGGCCUGAGUAGCUCUCGCCUGCCUACUUUCAGCCCUCACGAGAAAAGUUACAUCAGAGGCACUUGUGACUUCCUUGGCAUCAGCCACUUCACCACACGCUACAUCACACAAAAGAACUUUCCCUCCAACCGUGGAAACAGCUACUUCACUGACCGUGACCUGGCUGAGCUGGUGGACCCACAGUGGCCUGACCCUGGAUCAGAGUGGCUCUAUGCUGUGCCAUGGGGCUUCAGCCGUCUGCUCAGCUUUGUAAAGACACGGUAUGGAGACCCCAUGAUUUACGUGACAGGAAAUGGAGUAUCGGAGAAGAUGAUGUGCACAGAACUGUGUGAUGAAUGGAGAAUGCAGUACUUCAGGGAUUACAUAAAUGAAAUGUUUAAAGCGGUUAAAGAUGGAGUUAAUGUGAAAGGCUACACAGCUUGGUCGCUGCUUGACAAGUUUGAGUGGGAUGAGGGCUACUCUGAAAGAUUUGGCCUGUACUAUGUGGAUUUUGGGAGCAAAAAUAAACCACGCUACCCAAAAGCAUCAGUUCAGUACUACAAGCGCAUCAUCAGCUCGAAUGGUUUCCCCAAUCAGAGAGAGAUUGAAAGCUGGAAAAGAAAGGCACUGGAAACAUGCACCUCAAGUAACCAGCUCCUUGCGGCAGCUAGAAGAAAAUCCAAGGAAAAUAAGGAACAUGCAGAUAUGCCAAAGGUUUGGCCUGUGCAUGAUGAAGUUUAGGUACAGGGCCGAAAUAUUGCUAUUUUUGGAGAUCCACUGAUCAGCCACAUGGAGAUGGUCACGGAGAUUGUCGUCCCCACUGUGUGCACUCUCUGCAUUCUCCUCAGUGCAGUUUUUCUCAUGUUUUUGCUGAGAACACGGAUAUUAAACUGACUGCCUCACA
Messenger RNA from Rhinichthys klamathensis goyatoka, 2495 nucleotides. It is a transcript of the gene lctla, whose product is annotated as lactase-like a. The record is from RefSeq and is a predicted model, not a curated record. NCBI's taxonomy places the organism in Eukaryota, Metazoa, Chordata, Actinopteri, Cypriniformes, Leuciscidae. Gene Ontology annotation, molecular function: beta-glucosidase activity. Gene Ontology annotation, biological process: carbohydrate metabolic process. The coding region runs from base 665 to 2332 and encodes 555 amino acids. The transcript has 15 exons.